This is a messenger RNA of Schistosoma haematobium, 3979 nucleotides long. RefSeq lists its product as uncharacterized. The transcript has a single exon. The record is from RefSeq and is a predicted model, not a curated record. Gene Ontology annotation, biological process: neuropeptide signaling pathway. Gene Ontology annotation, cellular component: membrane. Gene Ontology annotation, molecular function: G protein-coupled peptide receptor activity. The coding region runs from base 1 to 2106 and encodes 701 amino acids. Lineage: Eukaryota; Metazoa; Platyhelminthes; Trematoda; Strigeidida; Schistosomatidae.
AUGCAAUCAUCAAAUUUAAAUAAUCUCAUUGCUAAAGAAGAAGAAAAUAUUCAAAAACUUGUUUUAAAAAACUAUAUUCCAACAUUAAUUAUUAUCAGUUGUUUUCUUGUAUGCAUAAGUAUUUUUGGAUUAAUUGGUAAUUGGUUAGUAGUACAUACAAUUGGUCGUCAUAUAUUUAGAAGAUUCUUCAAAUUAUUAGAAAACUGUCUACGUAUUGUUUGUAACUGUUCAAGAUGUAAAAAUCAACCAGAAAACCCUAAACAAAAUCAAAAACGUUCUCAGUACCGACAAGAUAUUUGUCAACAACGAUUGAAUCCUUAUCUUGAUGUAUGUUUGUCAAGAACUUCUAGUCUUGUGCCAAUUAGUCAAUCGACUAAUUCUGUCAGUAAUAAUGAAUUAAGAAAUCAAGGCAAUAGUUUAACAAGUGUCAAUAAUACUUCAACAUUAAAUAUUCACCAAUCAAUAGAAACAGGAACUGAUUGUAAUAAAAACAAGGAAACUACGAAAAAAUUUAUUUUCACAAAACGUACUGCCAUGCACACAGAUCUCAACUCUGAUCUUCUCAUUGUCCUUCUUGCAAUAAAUGACUUGAUCAUCUGUGUUAUUGAUAUACCGACAACAAUCUUUCUGAUUGUAUGGGAAACUAGAACAUAUGACUUUAUUUGUAGACUACAUGUGAUCUUAAAAUCAUUCACUCUAACUGUUUCUGCACUAUUUUUGGUUAUAAUUGCUUUGGACCGUUGGUUGUUAGUUUGUUUUAUACCAUGUGUUAUAAUGACAAAAAAGUGUAUGAAGAGACUAAUCGUUGGAACAUAUAUCUUAGGAAUACUAUGGGCAAUACCAAUGGGAUUACAUCAUGGUGUACACAGUUAUUUUAAAAUUAGUACAGUUGAUAAACUUGUAUCCAGUGAUUCAGAAGCUAUUUUCAUGUUUCAUGAAUCAAACAGUUUAUUUAAAACUAACCAAUCAGAAUUCAAUGAUAGUAUUUCUAACAGCUCAUCAAUGUCAUCAGAAAAAUCAUCAUUGGCUUAUUUUACAUCACAAUUUAUCGAUCUAAUAUCAUCAUUUACAAAUUAUGGUUAUUGUAAAUCUGAUGAACGUUUCAUAUCACAAAGUGAUUAUGAAACUUACCAAUUGUCUAUAUUAAUUUUAUUCAGUCUUAUUUUCACUUGCAUUUGUAUCUUUUAUGGUUAUUUAUUUUUAUUCAUUAUGAUACAUCAAUAUCGAUGGAGAACAAAAUUUGGACCUAAAAUAAAAGUUAUUGAACCAAUAAAUACUCCUUUAACUUCUCCAAAACAUGAUGUUAUAAUUAAUAAACCAGUUAAACAGUCUGAUUUUAUUUGUUUUAAUCAUAAUAAUAGAUCAAGAUUUUUAAGUGUACAAUUAAAUCAAACACAUUUAAACAAUAAACAACAUCAAAAUCAAUUUAGUCAUAGUUAUAGUGAUUCAACAAUACAAAUCCAUUCACAACCUAUACAUUUUAAUCAAUUAAAAUCAAUAAAAACACAAAAUAAAAUGAAUCAAUCUAAACAAAUUAUUUCAAUUCAAAAUAAUAAUAAUAAUCAAUUAAAAUAUAAAUCAAUAAAACGAAAUUUAUUUAAUUUAUAUAAAAAAUCUAAUCAUCAUCAUCAUAUAAAAUUAACAAAUAAUCGACAUAUAAAAAGUGCAAUUACAUUUAUUUUAAUUACAGUUAGUUUUAUUAUAUCCUAUUUACCAAAUUUAUUAAUUGCUAAUCGAUUUAUUUGGCCUAUCAAUUGGGAAUUAUUAAUGGAAACAACAAAUCAAUUACAUUUAAUAUAUAAUUAUAAUAUAAUGAAUAAAACAAAUUCAUUAUUAUAUAAUAAUUCAAUGAUAACUGAAAUGAAUUUAAAUAAUCAUUUUUAUAAUCAUCAAUUAUAUAAUAUAACAAAUAAUAAUUUAUUAAUGAAUAAUUCAAAUGAAAUAUUAAAAAUUAAAAUUAAAUAUCAUUUAAGACGAUUUUUUCAUUAUUUAUAUUUUAUUAAUUCUGCUGCGAAUCCAUUAAUUUAUUUCUUUUUUAAUUUAAAAUUUCGUUUACAAUUAAAAUAUUUAAUUCAUUGUUUUAAUACAUGUUUUAAUACAUCCUAAUUAAUUUUGAAUUACUUAUAAUUAUUUAAUUCAUAUUGUAAUAUAUAAGAAUUAUAGAGGUAGAUAAUUAUAGUAUUAUUCUUUUCAAUGGUUAAGAUCAUGAGUCAGUUGAAGCUAGACUACCAUGGAAAACCUGGAAGCAUCUGAUAUUAAACAACAUAUGCUCACGAGUGAUUGGCUUCACCAGGUAUAUCCUGGAGUUCUAGUGAGAAGUAGUGACCAGUGGAAUUCAACCGUGUUUGUUGUGAGAUAGUAAUUCACUGAAGACAAUGGUGGAUAUGUCAUUCAAUUUCGUGAGUUAGUUGAAGUUAGACAUUAACAUCGUUGGAUACCGGCCAGCUCAGUGAUCUAGUGGUUAAGUGCUCGCACGCAAAACCAGUAGGUUGUGGGUUCGAAUCUCACAGGAGGCGAGAUCGUGGAUGUGUACUGCUGAGGAGUCCCACAAUAGGACGAGUUGGCCGUCUAGUGCUUCCAGAUUUUCCAUGGUGGUCCAGCUUCAACUGACUCAUGAUCUUAACCAUUGAAAUUACUAUAAUAUACACAAAACCCAUCUAAUAUUUUUUUCUUUUUAAAAAAACAAAAUAUGAACUGAUAGAACUUCUUUAUAAAAUAUGUAAAUUUAUACAUUAAAUACUUUAAUUAUAAAUUAUCUAUUAAUUGUUUUUAACUAUCUGUAUAAUUUUAUUUUUCAAUUCAUAAUUAAUUUCUACUAUCAUUUUGAUUUUUCCUUCAACUUGAUCUUCUUAACCAUCUGUUGACAAGUAUUUCAUUUGUGAUUGAUGUUAUACAUUGUUGAAACAGAAAGACAUAAGUAACAUACACUAUAAUACUACUAGUUGACACAUUUAUUGUUGGUAAAUAUUAUGAAUCAAACAUUAAUAACCAAUUAAAUGAAGAUAAUUAAGGCAUCAUUAUUAUUAUUAUAUUAGUUGUUUCUUACGUAUUGAUUUAAAUUAUUGAACCAAAUGAUUAUUUAAUAUUUUUAAAAAGAUAAAUCAAUAAAUGGAUAAAUGGAUAUCGUUAUUGACUUUUAUUCUUCAUUUAAAAUAUAUUAUAUACAAAUAGUCUAAUGCCAGUAUAUUUUGCUAUACAUGAUAUCAAUGUAGCAACUGUUAGUUGUGUAAAAUGUAUGGAAUAAGAAAAAUUACUUUAUAUCUAUUUGGAAUGUAUAUUUCUGUGUACUAAAACAUGUUGUUAAGUUAGUUUUUUAAAUUGAAAUAUGUAAUUUUUACAUAGGUAACAAUAAUGGUUAUUUUGUGUAUCUUGAUAGAUUUUGUGAUUAUGAUGAUACUGUGAGAAUGAAAUAAAAAGAAUGUUUUGUUUAAAGUUUAUUUUUUACAUUUACUUGUAUAAUAAUUUAGUGUUUAAAUAUAUAGAAUUCUUUAGUUGUUAAAAACAUGAUUUGUUAUUUAAAUAUCAAAUGAAUUGUUUAUCAUUUAAUAUGGUUUAUUUCGUAUUAAUGUGUGUAUAAACGUAAGAAUUACUUACUUACUUACUUACGCCUGUUACUCCCAAUGGAGCAUAGGUCGCCGAACAGCAUUCUCCAACCCACUCUGUCCUGGGCCUUCUUUUCUAGUUCUAUCCAAUUCUUGUUCAUUUUUUUCAUGUCUAUUUCCAUUUCUCGGCGUAAUGUGUUAUUUGGUCUUCCUCUCCUACUUUGGCCUUGAGGAUCCCAUAUGAACGUUGUCAUUAACAACAUUUAAUAUAGGAACAGUUGGAGAAAAAAAAUGAUCAAAAUCCAUGAAUGCUUGUACUUAAGAUAGAUUUACUAUUCUUCCUGAUAUUUCUUUUUCCAUACAUUGAAAGAAUAGUUCUAGCCUUUUAUAACAUUGAUUCAUCAAUUGGUAAUUCUAAUAUAUGAUCCAUUCAAAUA